CAAACCAUGGAGCUCAGCGUCCUUCUCCUCCUUGCUCUCCUCACGGGGCUCUUGCUUCUGAUGGCCAGGGGCCACCCAAAGGCUUAUGGCCACCUCCCACCAGGCCCCCGUCCUCUGCCCAUCUUGGGGAACUUUCUUCAGAUGGACAGAAAAGGCUUACUCAAAUCCUUCCUCAGGCUCCAAGAGAAAUAUGGGGAUGUUUUCACGGUGUACCUGGGGCCAAGACGCACGGUCAUGCUAUGUGGGAUAGACGCCAUACGGGAGGCCCUGGUGGACAAUGCUGAGGCCUUCUCUGGCCGGGGAAAAAUUGCUGUAGUGGAGCCAGUCUUCCAGGGAUACGGUGUAGUCUUUGCCAAUGGGGAACGCUGGAAGACUCUUCGCCGAUUCUCUCUGGCCACCAUGAGGGACUUCGGGAUGGGGAAGCGGAGUGUGGAGGAGCGGAUUCAGGAGGAGGCUCAGUGUCUGGUGGAAGAGCUGCGGAAAACUGAGGGAGUCCUCCAGGACCCCACCUUCUUCUUCCACUCCAUGACCGCCAACAUCAUCUGCUCCAUUGUCUUUGGAAAACGCUUUGGCUACAAAGACCCUGAGUUCCUGCGCCUGAUGAACUUGUUCUAUGUGUCCUUCGCACUCAUCAGCUCUUUCUCCAGCCAGAUGUUCGAGCUUUUCCACAGCUUCUUGAAGUACUUUCCUGGCACACACAGGCAGGUCUACAAUAACCUGCAGGAAAUCAAAGCCUUCAUUGCCCGCAUGGUGGAGAAGCACCGGGAAACCCUGGACCCCAGCGCUCCGCGGGACUUCAUCGACGCCUACCUGAUCCGCAUGGACAAAGAGAAGGCCGAGCCCAGCAGCGAGUUCCACCAUCGGAACCUCAUAGACACGGCGCUCUCGCUCUUCUUCGCCGGCACGGAGACCACCAGCACCACGCUCCGCUACGGAUUCCUACUCAUGCUCAAAUACCCCCACAUCGCAGAAAGAAUCUACAAGGAGAUUGACCAGGUGAUUGGCCCACACCGUCUUCCUUCCCUUGAUGACCGAGCCAAAAUGCCAUACACUGAUGCAGUCAUCCACGAGAUUCAGAGAUUUGGGGACCUUCUCCCCAUUGGCGUGCCCCAUAUGGUCACCAAAGAUAUUUGCUUCAGAGGGUACAUUAUUCCCAAGGGCACUGAAGUAUUUCCCAUCCUGCACUCUGCUCUCAAUGAUCCCCAUUACUUUGAAAAACCAGAUGUCUUCAACCCUGACCACUUUCUGGAUGCCAAUGGAGCACUGAAGAAGAAUGAAGCAUUUAUCCCCUUCUCCAUAGGGAAGCGCAUUUGUCUUGGUGAAGGCAUCGCCCGCAUGGAAUUAUUCCUCUUCUUCACCACCAUCCUCCAGAACUUCUCUGUGGCCAGCCCCAUGGCCCCUGAGGACAUUGACCUCACACCCCAGGAGAUAGGUGUGGGCAAAUUGCCCCCAGUGUACCAGAUCAGCUUUCUGUCUCGUGGAGGGUGCUGAGGGAAGGGGGGUCAAAGGAUUCCAGGAUCAUGAAAUAUGUCCACUACUUCAGAGAACAGCUGCUUGCCUCUCUCUGGGUCUUCCUGCCACUGAAAGACCCACUUCCAGCCAGUGUCCUUCCCCUCCUUGAUUGCUGCCUCCCUGGGAAAUUCCUCUCUGCCAUCUCAUCUCACCCCAUCAUUCUGCAGCUCUUGUAAAGACUCAUGGGGGUGUGUUUCUUUCCUUUGUCAAUAAAGUUACAUAUGUGGUGUAGAGCUAGAAGCUGGGGAUUAAGGGGAGAUUUGACUCAGGUGCUCUCUGCAUUUCUGCCUCCCAAACCACAGCUUCCCCCAGUGACUCCUCCCAUCCUCAGAACAACCACCACCUCCACUGAGCAACCAUUUGUGCUCCAUGAUCUGUGCCUAUGUGAGCUCACUUGAAUCUUCCUUCAGUAGUCCCAUGGGAUGGCUACAGUGAUUGUGUUUUACAGACGAGUAAACAAAGGCCAGGCACUGGCAUCAGUUUUCCCAGAUCAUAUGGCUGGGAGUGGAGGAGCAAGAUUCACACUCUGUCUCCCUGGUUCUCAAACUCAAAUUCUUCACCUAACCACAACCCCCCAUUAUAUUUUUAAAUUAUAGUAAAAUUCACAUCACAUAAAACAAGUGUUUUAAAGUGUAUAAUUUAGUGGCAUUGAGUUCAUUCGCAAUGUUGUACAACCACCACCACUAUCGAGUUCCAAACAUUUUCAUCACUCAAGAAGAAAACCCCUUACCCAGUAACAGUCACUCUCCAUUUCCCUUCCCCCUCAGCCCCUGGCAAACACCAAUCUGCUUCCAGUCUCUGUGGCUUUGCCUAUUCUAUGUAUCUUAUGUAAAUGGAAUCAUACAAUAUGUGCUCUGUUGUGUCUGGCUUCUUUCACUCAGGAUAAUAUUUUUGAGAUUCAUCCACAUUGUAGACCAUUGCUGUACCCUACUGUCCUCAUUCUUACUGACUCUCCUUACUGCUUCCCUCUGUGCAAAGGGCUCCUUGGCUCCUUGGCCCAUGGGCUCCAGGCCCAUGAUUCUAAUCUAGUGCCUAAACUGGUUUCUUUACAGUGCCCUUCAAUUCUCUGAAACUCAAAUAAACAUCAAAAGCCUGACAUCCCCUGGUCAGGUGGUGAGCCA
Molecule: messenger RNA, 2633 nt
Organism: Canis lupus familiaris (dog)
Lineage: Eukaryota; Metazoa; Chordata; Mammalia; Carnivora; Canidae
Gene: CYP2B6
Product: cytochrome P450 2B11
Biological process (GO): xenobiotic metabolic process
Cellular component (GO): cytoplasm; intracellular membrane-bounded organelle
Molecular function (GO): heme binding; oxidoreductase activity, acting on paired donors, with incorporation or reduction of molecular oxygen, reduced flavin or flavoprotein as one donor, and incorporation of one atom of oxygen; iron ion binding
Source: RefSeq, marked provisional